AUGGUGUCGACCGAGGACCCCUACCUGAUCCUGCCGGGCUCGUCCGCCCACUCCGACUUCCGCCUGCAGCGACUCGCCCAAGACAUUGGGGCGAAAGAGGUCCGCUCUAUCUGGGUGCACUUUGUCAACCCUCUCAAGGAACUGAGCGCCGACGAGUUGAAGACGCUGCAACAGAUCUUGCACUAUGGCGAAUACCCAGAUACGCAGGAUAAGCUCGCACAGGUACUCCGCGAUGCUGUUCACCGCAGCGGCGAGCCCAGGGACCCGGAGACAGUGCUCUUCUACAUCAGCCCGCGCGCAGGCACCAUAUCGCCAUGGAGCUCACUGGCAUCCAUGAUUGCGCGUACUUGCACCCUCGAGCAUGCCGUGAAGCGCAUCGAGCGCGGCAUGGUCAUCGCAGCCACCUUUGACCGUACCCUGGACGCGAACGAGAUCCCGAACCGCGACUACCUCCACGACCGCAUGACCCAGACGAUAAGCCGUGGUGCGCCCAACUUAGAGUCCAUAUUCGGCGAGAGCGAGCCUACGCAGGCCACCACCAUCAGUUUCGAAGAGUACAAUAGCGCCCAUGCCGCGUUGGAACACGCUAAUGGAGAGCUCGGGUUGGCCAUGGACAAGUCCGAGAUCGAGUACCUGGUGGAAGCAUAUACCCAUGAGCUGAAGAGGGGGCCCGUCGACGUAGAACUGUUCAUGUUCGCCCAGGUCAACUCGGAGCAUUGCAGGCACAAGCAGUUCAACGCCGACUUCACCGUUGAUGGCAUGCACAAAUCGUAUUCGCUUUUCGGAAUGAUUCGGAACACCCACCAGAAGCACCCGCAGCACGUCGUGAGUGCAUACAGUGAUAACGCUGCAGUGCUGCAAGGCGAGGAGGCUAGCUUCUGGGCACCCAACAAUCUGACCGGCGAGUGGAACGGGACCAAGGAGACAGUACACAUUGUCUGCAAAGUCGAGACACACAAUCACCCAACAGCGGUGUCGCCAUUCCCAGGCGCUGCGACUGGAUCUGGCGGUGAGAUCAGAGACGAAGGUGCUGUAGGACGUGGCUCAAAGCCCAAAGCUGGUCUGGCCGGCUUCACCGUCUCUGACUUGCUAAUUGAAGGUUUCGAGCGCCCAUGGGAGCUGCGGGAUGUUGGCAAGCCUUCCCACAUCGCCAGCAGUCGGGACAUCAUGCUCGAGGCGCCCCUCGGCAGCGCCCAAUUCAACAACGAGUUUGGUCGCCCAUGCACCAUCGGGUACUUCCGAACUAUGCUCAUGCGCGUCUUUACGAACGAGAAAGAGUCGGAGAUCCGGGGUUAUCACAAGCCCAUCAUGCUAGCAGGUGGAGUUGGAACAGUGAGACCGCAACACGCGCUGAAGGACCCCGACAUCGUGCCAGCCGGCUCGCAUCUACUUGUCAUCGGUGGACCCGCCAUGCUCAUUGGUCUUGGUGGUGGCGCAGCUUCUAGUAUCCAGUCCGGCGAAGGCAAGGUCGAUCUUGACUUUGCUAGUGUGCAACGAGGCAACCCUGAGGUCCAGAGACGUGCGCAAGAAGUCAUCGAUACAUGCCGCUCCAUGGGUGACCAGAACCCUAUACUCUUCAUCCAUGACGUUGGUGCAGGUGGUCUCUCGAACGCUUUGCCGGAGCUCGUGCACGACUCUGGGCUUGGAGCUAUCUUCGAAUUGCGCGAAAUCGACAACGCAGACAAGGGUAUGAGCCCGCUGCAGAUUUGGUGCUGCGAGGCUCAAGAGCGAUAUGUUUUGGCCGUCGGCCCUGACCAGCUUGACCUGUUUAAGCGCAUCUGCAACCGUGAGCGCUGCGGAUACUCCGUUGUAGGUGUUGCCACAGACGAGCAGCGCCUUGUGCUCAAGGACAGUCAAUCGAAAGAGAACCCAACCCCUAUCGAUCUCCCAAUGUCGACACUGUUCGGAAAACCACCAAAGAUGUCCCGCAUCGUCGAGUCCCGGAAGUUGAGGCUACCUGCUUUUGACAGUAGCUUGUCGAUGUACAUCCCAGACACGCCCAAGGAUGGUCUAAUCGCGGAAGCUGUAGACCGGGUGCUCACGCUUCCUUCCGUGGGCUCCAAAAAUUUCUUGAUCACCAUUGGAGAUCGAACAGUCGGUGGACUGACUGUGCGUGACCAGAUGGUUGGUAAGUGGCAGGUACCCGUCUCUGAUGUGUCGGUCACAGCCACAUCAUUGCUGGCUGGAGUCAAGACUGGAGAGGCCAUGGCCAUGGGUGAGAAGCCUACACUUGCCCUGAUAUCUGCCGCCGCAUCGGCAAGAAUGGCCGUUGCCGAGUCGCUCAUGAACCUUGCUGCAGCAAGCCUGUUUGACAGACUCUCCAGGGUUAGGCUAUCAGCCAACUGGAUGUCGGCUAGCAGCCAUCCUGGUGAAGGGGCAGCUUUGUACGAAGCUGUCGAAGCUAUUGGCAUGGACCUCUGCCCGCGGUUAGGCAUAUCAAUCCCCGUUGGGAAAGACUCUAUGAGCAUGAAGAUGAAGUGGUCGGACAACGGUGAGGCCAAGGAAGUCACCGCGCCCAUGUCCCUGGUUAUCACCGCUUUUGCACCCGUUGACCGCAUCGACCGCACAUGGACACCAGCUCUGGAGCGGUUGGAGGAUGUGGGUGAAACGAUUUUGAUGUUCGUCGAUUUGGCAGUUGGCAAGAAGCACCUUGGUGGUUCUGCCUUGGCACAAACGUUCGGACAGGUUGGAGACGAAGCACCUGAUGUCUAUGAUGCAGACACCCUCAAGGAUUACUUCGACGCGGUCGAGCAGCUUCACGAGUCUGGCAUCGUGCUAGCUUACCAUGACCGAUCGGACGGUGGUCUGUUCACUACACUCGUCGAGAUGAUGUUUGCUGGACGAUGCGGGCUGGAGAUCAUGCUCGAUGGCAUCUCGCGAUCGGGCGAGCCCAAGGAUGUCCUUGAGACUCUCUUCAACGAAGAGCUUGGCGCUGUUUUCCAAGUGAGAAAGAAGGACGAAGUCGCUUUCAACCGCUGCUUCGCCACUUGCGGUCCACCACCGGGUAUGGUCAAGAAAAUUGGACGCGUCCCCCAGGCUUCAAAGCAAGAGAUCUCCUUUGCAUUCGGUUCAAAGAUCGUCUACCGCAACAACCGCCAGAAGCUUCAACAACGCUGGGCGGAAACGUCAUACCGCAUGCAAAAGCUCCGCGACAACCCUGCCUGCGCCGACGCUGAAUUCGCAAACAUCCUCGAUGACAAAGACCCGGGUUUGUCGUACAACCUCACCUACAAGCCCGCUGAGAACAUCCUUCCCUUGAAAGCCACCAUCUCCUCAGCCUUCACAUCCAAGCCGAGAGUUGCGAUAUUGAGGGAAGAAGGUGUGAACGGCCAAUCCGAAAUGGCAUUCGCCUUCCAUAUGGCCGGAUUCUCCGCCAUCGACGUUCACAUGACCGACAUUAUCUCUGAACGCGUCUCCCUUGCCGGCUUCGUUGGCCUUGCCGCUUGUGGUGGCUUCUCAUACGGUGACGUCCUCGGUGCAGGUCAAGGUUGGGCUAAAUCUGUCCUUCUACAUCCCAAUACCCGCAAGGAGUUCCAAACGUUCUUCGAGCGCCCAGACACCUUCGCGCUUGGUGUCUGCAAUGGCUGCCAAUUCUUGUCGAAAUUGAAAGAACUUAUCCCUGGUGCGGGACUUUGGCCGUCUUUCGAGAGAAACGCAUCAGAGCAAUACGAAGCGCGCGUCUGCAUGGUCGAAGUGCUCGACCCCACGGGCCCCAACACCUCUCCCUCGGUAUUCCUACACGGAAUGGCGGGCUCAAAACUUCCCAUCGUGACCGCGCACGGCGAGGGCAGAGCACACUUUCCAUCCUCUUCGUCAUCAUCGUCGACUCCACAGACGCUGUAUAACGAGAACCUCGUCGCACUACGCUACACAGACAACUACGGCAAGCCAACCGAGACAUACCCAUAUAAUCCCAACGGUAGCCCGAUGGGCAUUGCAGGUGUGCGCAGUACAGAUGGACGCGUGCUCGCACUUAUGCCGCAUCCCGAACGCACCAUCGUGAGGGAGGCGAGUAGCUACAUCCCCAAUAACGAAUCGGAAGAAUGGGGCGAGUUGGGUCCGUGGAUUAGGAUGUUCAAGAGUGCUCGACGAUGGGUCGGGUAA
This is a messenger RNA of Cucurbitaria berberidis CBS 394.84, 4104 nucleotides long. RefSeq names its product phosphoribosylformylglycinamidine synthase. Gene Ontology annotation, biological process: 'de novo' IMP biosynthetic process. The transcript has a single exon. Lineage: Eukaryota; Fungi; Ascomycota; Dothideomycetes; Pleosporales; Cucurbitariaceae. The coding region runs from base 1 to 4104 and encodes 1367 amino acids. Gene Ontology annotation, molecular function: phosphoribosylformylglycinamidine synthase activity. The record is from RefSeq and is a predicted model, not a curated record.